AUGGUACCAUGCGAUAUAUUGUUAUCGACUCGACUUGUUUCAGAUACGCCCAUCAUUGACAGCAGUCCCAAGUUUAUAUCAUGCAAGUUCCAAUGGCUUCCGAGUGAAUUCCGUGUCGAACAGGAUGGCAGUGUGACCAUCAACUCAUACAUCAACAAUCUGAAUCCGAUAUGGCAUCGAGACAUGUAUAAAUGCAUUGCCAAAAUAUUCAAAUGUUUUGUCCCGAUGUUUGAAAGUCUGUUCAGAACGAUGGAUCCAAUGUUCAAGUAUAUUAAUAUUCGCAAUGGCACAAAGGGAUAUGAACCGUCAAGCCAGUCAGAUCAUGAUGAUAUGGAACCAGACACUCGAGUCAUUCGUCCCGUGUAUGUACCAACACUUCCGGAACAUUUCCAAUCCAAAUAUGAAUCAGCAAAGCCAGUGUCACUGCGUGGUCGUAAUCUGCAAGUCAUUGUCAAACUCACCAACAUUCAACUGACACCAUCCAAACCUAAAUAUGACGAGGGAAACUGGCACAUUGAAGGUCCAACUAACGAAUCGAUUGUUGCAACUGGACUGUAUUACUACGACGUGGAAAAUAUCACCACACCCAAACUCGAUUUCCGCGAGGCUGUUGAUUGUUUUUAUCAAAGGGUAUCAGAUAUGUAUUGGAAAGAUGUGUAUGGUAUUGAUCGAGAAUCACUACAGAAUCAGUAUAUAGGAUCGCUUGAAGUAUCAAAUGGUCGAUGUGUAGUUUAUCCCAAUCGAUACCAGCACAAGGAACAAUCAUUUGAACUUGCAGAUCCAACUCAACCAGGACACUGCAAGAUUCUGACAUUUUUUGUAGUGAAUCCAUCUUGUCGGAUUGUUUCGACUGCACAUGUGGCUCCACAACAACCACAAUGGUACAACUCGAGUCUUGACAAGACACCCAUACCGCCUGAACUGUGGAAUGAUGCCACGCAGUAUAUUCAAGGUGUUCAAUCACCAGCUGAAGCCAAACACUAUCGAGAUGAAUUGACAAGUGACCGAACUCAAAUCACAGCGGCAUAUAACAAGGACAUAUAUGAACAGAAGUAUAAUCUUGGUCUUUGGUGA
Messenger RNA from Batrachochytrium dendrobatidis JAM81, 1074 nucleotides. RefSeq lists its product as uncharacterized. NCBI's taxonomy places the organism in Eukaryota, Fungi, Chytridiomycota, Chytridiomycetes, Rhizophydiales. The coding region runs from base 1 to 1074 and encodes 357 amino acids. The record is from RefSeq and is a predicted model, not a curated record. The transcript has a single exon.